This is a messenger RNA of Rotaria sp. Silwood2, 1405 nucleotides long. Lineage: Eukaryota; Metazoa; Rotifera; Eurotatoria; Philodinida; Philodinidae. The record is from the annotation of a GenBank genome assembly.
AUGAUUCUCGACAAAAAUGGUCUUCGUAUCGAUGAUACUAGUGUAUCAACACGUUUUUCCGUUCGUAAUCAAACGACAUUUAACGAAGGUGUUGAGCAUUUGAAUCAAUAUGGUUAUGCAGUUUUCAGUGAUGUUAUGGAAUUAGAGGAAGUCGAAGAAAAUAAGAAUUUACUUUGGCAAUUUCUCGAGACUCUCCCACCACCUUUCAAUCGGAUUCGUCGAGAUCGGCCCUCUACAUGGAAUCACUGGCCAGGCAUACGUUCCCAUGGAGUUACAAACACUUAUGGUUUAGGUCAGUCUGCCUUCAUGUGGAACAUUCGAUCGAAUCGUGAAGUGAAACGAGUCUACGAGCGAUUGUGGAAUAGAUCUGAUCUUCUCGUAUCUUUCGAAGGUUGUGGCAUCUUUCGAGAUUGGUCGUAUAAUCAAACAUGGAAAACAGAAAGCGGUUGGAACCAUGUCGAUCAAAAUCCAGAUUCAAAGCCGAACAGAUGUUGCGUUCAAGGAUUUGUUUCUCUUACAGAUCAAAGUGAAUCAACAGGCGGAUUGAUCGUCUUUCCAAGGUCACAUUUGCGAUUCUCGGAACUUCGAGGACUUGGAAGUAAAGCGCGUGAUUUUGUCAUAGUGCCUUCGACCCAUCCGAUUUUCGAUGAAGGUCGUGCCAUAGGAAAACUCGUUCACUGUCAUGCUGGUGAUUUUGUUGUAUGGGAUAGUCGUUUGAUACAUUGUAAUUCACCGGCAACAGCUCUAAAGAGCAACUAUGGUAAAGUUGAACUUUUACGCAUCGUGGCCUAUGUCAGUAUGAGUCCGACGAGGCUUGUAUCAACACAAUACACACUUGAACAAUUCCGAUUGGAACGCGAACAAAUGGUUAGAAAUAAUUGCACAUUGACGCAUUGGAGUACAGAACUGGUCUUAGGAGGUAAGUUUCUAGAUAUUUGAUUUCAAUUGCAAAAUUUCUUUUUCUUUUGUUACAGCAAUGGCAAAGCCGCUCAAUCAACAACAGCUAUCUUUAGAUAAUUUUACUCCUUAUCAACGUGCACUUAUUUUUGGUACGAUUCAUGACAAUAAUAAGGAGAAAAAAUGAUUGUUUCAAAAAUAAAGAUUAUCAUAACAAGCAUUAGAGCUUACAGAACAUUACUGAAAGUUUUUGGAGAUCUGUAUAUAUUCUUUUCUUUCUUCAUUGAUAGACUGAAGUGUGAGUGUGGGUGUGGAUGUGGGUGUGGGUGGGGUGUGGCUGUGGAUGUGGGUGUGGGUGUGGGUGUGGUUGUAGUAUGGUGUAGGUGUGGGUGUGGGUGGGGUGUGGGUGUGGGUGUGGGUGGGGUGUGGGUGUGGGUGUGGGUGGGGUGUGGGUGUGGUUCGAGUCUGGUGGAGGUCGGGGUGCGGGGGCGGCUGGAGCACCGCGUCG